UUUGUCGACUUUGGAUUCAUGUGUCGCACUCGACACUCGCACGAAAUAAAACCUUGUUUACUUCUGUGAUUAGCCGCUUUCCGAAUAGUCUAGUCGAAGUUAUGAAAUCAAGUUGUACCCGUUUUAGCUGUUCGCAUUAAACUAGCUCAGAUUAGAGAUUUUAGAAAUGUUUCAAAUAGGAAAAAAAACGUUUCCAAGGGGAGUUGUGCUAAUUAGUGGGAUAUUACCAUUUAAUUUCAGUGAUCCCGAUAGAGUUGAUCAUGAAUCAGUACAGCAAAUGUUUGCUGAUGCGCCUGGCGAUCAGCAAACCGGCAUGGAAAGGCUCCAUCAAAUGUUUACUCUCGAUGAAUUUGGUCGUAUAUCGAGCGAAGUGAACGCAAUAUAUCAGGCGGGAUUUCUAGGUUUCCUGGUAGGGGCAUGUUAUGGCGGUUUUAUUCAGUCUCGUGUCUCUUACAUGAAUUUUAUGGAGCGAAAUCAGGCAACGGCCUUCCAGUCCAGCUUCGAGGCAAAGCGAAAACUGCAAGAUCAAGUGACGGUGAGUUUUGCAAAGGGAGCAUUUAAAUGGGGCUGGCGAUUAGCGCUAUUCACAUCAGGCUACGUAGGAAUUCAAACGAUUAUUUCGGUGUAUCGAGGAAAAUCGUCUAUUUACGAAUACCUAGCAGCCGGUGGAACAGCGGGUGCCCUGUACAAGUUCAAUAUGGGCUUAAAGGGGAUGACUAGCGGCGGUUUAGUUGGCCUUACUUUCGGUGGAAUCGCCGGUUUGAUCUCAUUAGGAAUCCUAAAAGCUUCCGGUACUACUAUGGAGGAAGUGCGUUUCUGGCAGUAUAAGUGGAAAACCAAUCGAGACAGUGCCAUUCUCGACAGUAUGAGAAAGCAAACUCAAUCAGAAGCAGAUCCAUUGCUCGAAAAUCACCACGCGAAGUUCGGCACGGAAGUUACCCUGAACGAAAUCCAAAUGGUCGAAACUAGCGAUGCUAAAACAGACAAUCCUGCGACGAAAGUGGAUAUGACAGCUAGGAAAUAGAUAAUUUUGCUAUGUUUGCGGAACAGUGAUAUUCACUCUGUAGUUUUGUGAAUGCCAAUCACAAUUAGAUACCAAAUGUAUAUUUCAUCCUAGUAUACAAAUCCUUUGGGAAUUUACAACCGUCUGUUAGUUAUUAAAGAUCAACUAUUAGGCAUGGUUGGACCUAGUACGAAGCAUUUUUUCUUUUGCCUGCUGCUUUUCGUGUUUUAACCGUAGUUGAAGUAGCCACGAGGCACCACUCAUGUCGUCAGAUGUUUUGGAUUUCCCUGUAGGUAGGUACGGAUUAGUGUAAGAUUUGCUCUAAAUUAAACCCUAACAGAGUAUGUUAAUUUGAUACCUUUAUCGAAACAGCUGUGAUGAACACAAACAAAUACAUCACAAAUAAUACAAAAAUAGUUCAUGAGUUGUGUACCUAUACUGCUUCAUAUCGUUUGAUUUGAACAACUAGAACGUCAUGUUGUUCUAAAUGGAAGAGAUUUAACUGUAUUAUUAUUUCUACACAAGGACCAUUCAUAUCGUCGAUAAGCAUGCUGUCAAUUUGUCUUGAAUAGGCUAAUAGUUCUUCGUGUGCUAUGAAAUAGUGACUAGCAUAACAUAACAAUCAAAAGGGGAUGUAAUAAAUAACCAAGGUCCAAAAUGA
Messenger RNA from Wyeomyia smithii (pitcher-plant mosquito), 1664 nucleotides. RefSeq names its product RPII140-upstream gene protein (gene 140up). The record is from RefSeq and is a predicted model, not a curated record. Gene Ontology annotation, cellular component: mitochondrion. NCBI's taxonomy places the organism in Eukaryota, Metazoa, Arthropoda, Insecta, Diptera, Culicidae. The transcript is spliced from 4 exons. The coding region runs from base 167 to 1024 and encodes 285 amino acids.